Molecule: messenger RNA, 4752 nt
Organism: Oncorhynchus masou masou (cherry salmon)
Lineage: Eukaryota; Metazoa; Chordata; Actinopteri; Salmoniformes; Salmonidae
Product: short transient receptor potential channel 4-associated protein-like
Exons: 17
Coding region: 197-2524 (775 amino acids)
Biological process (GO): ubiquitin-dependent protein catabolic process
Cellular component (GO): Cul4A-RING E3 ubiquitin ligase complex
Molecular function (GO): phosphatase binding
Source: RefSeq, a predicted model, not a curated record
UAUAUAGCCACAAAGUCAUAAACACCGCCCAUUUCUACAAUUGAUCUUCUUAAAAUCUAACCGCUAAUUUAUGCCUAGCCCUCACCUUGAAUUAACACAAACAAAUUGUAGCCAAUUUUGACCUUGUGACUGUGGUAUCUGAUGAGAUCUAGCUAGCUAAAUCUUCCUGCUUGGAACAGUUCAGGGAUAACAAACAAUGGCGACGCUUCUGGGGUUGGAGUCCCCUUGGACUGGAGGAAAACGAAGUGUUCGUAAUGGAAAUAUUAUUGCAAAGAUCAGACAUAGUCAAAUCCUUGGCCGGGGUUUCAGCCGAGGGACACAGCUCCCAGAGGCUCUUCUCCAGGAGAGGGAUAAGCAGGCCAAAUGGCACAGUAUCCCUGAGCUGCUGCAGGAGCUUCAUGAAAGCAGCCAUCCCAACAGUGACCUCUCCCACACACACAGUGUACUAAAGGAACUAUCAUCCCUACUUUCCAUGGAGGCGAUGUAUUUUGUCACAGAAGACAGGAAGAGUGCUCAGGAAUCAACCUUUCCCAUCACAUACACCUUUGAUCUCUUUGGUGGAGUCGAUCUGCUUGUAGAGAUCUUGAUGAGGCCUACACUCACUAUGCAAAAGAAGAAACCUAAAAUGAAUGAUGACUUGGUCAAUGACUGCCUUCGUGUUCUUUACAACUGCUGCAUAUGUACGGAAGGAGUAACAAAGAGCCUUGCAGCCAGAGAAUACUUUGUCCUGUUUCUCUUUACCUUGAUGACGAAUAAGAAGACUUUUCUACAGACUGCCACUUUAAUCGAGGAUAUUCUCGGAGUCAAGAAGGUGACGAUCCAGUUGGAAGGGAUUGCUAACCUGUCUGGUCUGGUCCAGAACUUUGACCAGCAGCAGCUGGCAAACUUCUGCCGCAUCCUCUCUGUCACAGUCUCAGAACCCGACGUGGGGAAUGAUGACAAACACACCCUGCUGGCCAAGAAUGCCCAGCAGAAACAAGACUCUAGCCUUUCAUGUGCAGAGGUCAACCAAGUGACCCUCCUAAACAUCCCGGGCUUCAUCGAGCGCCUGUGUAAGCUGGCCACCAGAAAGGUGUCUGAGGCCACGGGGGCGUCUAACUUCCUGCAGGAGGUGGAGGACUGGUAUACGUGGCUUGACAACGCCUUGGUGCUGGACGCCCUCAUGCAGAUGGCCAUGGAAGAGGCUGAGCACACCAGCACAGAGUCGUCAGACGAGAGUUCGUUGGCCACCAGUACUCUCAGGCACAGCUUGCCCCAGUCCAUGAAGAUUGUCCAUGAGAUCAUGUACAAGGUGGAGGUGCUGUACGUGCUCUGUGUGCUGCUUAUGGGUAGUCAUAGGAACCAGGUCCACAAGAUGCUAGCAGAGUUCCGUCUGAUCCCAGGUCUCAACAACUUGUUUGACAAGCUAAUCUGGAGGAAGUACACCUUAUCCAAUCAUGUGGUGCAUGGCCAGAAUGAGAACUGUGAUUGCAGUCCUGAAAUAUCCUUCAAGAUCCAGUUUCUGAGGCUUCUCCAGAGCUUCAGCGACCACCAUGAGAACAAGUACCUGCUUCUAAGCAGUCAGGAGCUGAACGAGCUGAGUGCCAUCUCUCUGAAGGCCAACAUUCCAGAGGUGGAGGCGUUAGUCAAUACAGACAGGAGUCUAGUGUGUGAUGGGAAGAAAGGUCUCCUCACUCGUCUCCUCACUGUCAUGAAGAAGGAGCCUCCAGACUCCUCCUUCAGGUUCUGGCAGGCCAGGGCAGUGGAGAGUUUCCUCCGUGGAGCCACCUCCUAUGCAGACCAGAUGUUUCUGCUGAAGAGGGGGCUUCUAGAAAACAUGCUGUUCUGCAUCAUAGACAGUGUCUGCAAGUCCAAAGAUGUCCUGCAGAGCUACUUCGACCUCCUGGGGGAACUCAUGAAGUUCAACAUCGACGCCUUCAAGAGGUUCAACAUAUAUGUCAGCACAGAUAACAAGUUCCAUACCUUCAUGAGCCAGAUCAACAGUUCCCUGGUAGACUCCAACAUGUUGGUGCGCUGCAUCAUUCUCUCCCUGGACCGCUUUGAGACCCAGACAGAGGACAGAAAAGUGGUGGAGGUGCUGUCUGAAUGCUGUCUGCUGUCCUACUUGGCCAAGGUGGAGAACAGACUGUCUUUCCUCUUCAGGCUGGUCAACAUCAUCAACGUGCAGACUCUCACACAGGAGAAUGUGAGCUGUCUGAACACCAGCCUAGUGGUCCUGAUGCUGGCCAGGAGGAGGGGCAAGCUGCCCUUCUAUCUCAAAGCCCUGAGAGAGAAGGAGCAUGCAGAGAAGUACCCCGGCUACCUGCUCAACAACUUCCACAACCUGCUGUGCUUCUGGCAGCGUCACUACCUCAACAGGGACAAGGACAGCACUUGUCUGGAGAACAGCUCCUGCAUCCCCUUCAGCUACUGGAAUGAGACUGUGUCAGUGCUGCUGCGUUCAGACAGGACUUCUCUGUGUGCCAUAACCAGCUACAUAGAUGAGCCCUUCAUGGACCUGGACAGGGACCUGCUAGAGUGUUAACCCUAGGAGAGUUUGAGCUGGGCUUGUCGGGGGUUGCUGGGGUAUGGACACCUAUAAUGGUUGAUGACCCCGCCAAAGAGCAUAGCCAGAUCAAGGGUCAUCCAGCGACCUGGAAGUGCUAUGUGACUGUGGCAGGACACCAACUCGCUGCUAUGCUGUCUGUAACUUGGCCAGGGGGCCAUUACUGAAGAUGAGAGGGAUGAUUCUACAAUGCUGGACAUCUUCACUCUAUGCUCCUGUUCUCUUUGUAGGAGAAGAAGAGAAGAAUGCACCUGUCCCAGACCCCACAGUAAAGAAAUAUACAUUUAUUGGACCUUGAAAUACUCCUUUGUUGGUGGUUUGCUUUAGGUGAAAUCAAAUGAAGCCUUUUUUAUAUAUUACAUAAAUAUAUGGAACAAUAUAUUUGUCCUAUGCAACAAAAAUAGAUAUAUACAGUACCAGUCAGAAGUUUGGACACCUACUCAUUCAAGGGUUUUUCUUUACUUGUACUAUUUUCUACAUUGUAGAAUAAUAGUGAAGACAUCAAAACUAUGAAAUAACACAUUGAAUCAUGUAGUAACCAAAAAAGUGUUAAUUAAACAAAUACAGAUAUAUUUGAGAUUCUUCAAAGUGGCCACCCUUUGCCUUGACAGCUUUGCACAAUCUUGGUAUUCAACCAGCUUCACCUGGAAUGCUUUUCCAACAGUAUUGAAGGAGUUCCCACAUAUGUUGAGCACUUGUUGGCUGCUUUUCCUUCACUCCACAAUCCAACUCAUCCCAAACCAUCAAAAGUGGUUUGAGGUUGGGUGAUUGUGAAGGCCAGGUCAUCUGAUGCAGCACUCCAUCACUCUCUUUCUUGGUCAAAUAGCCCUUACACAGCCUGGAUGUGUGUUGGGUCAUUGUUCUGUUGAAAAACAAAUGAUAGUCCCACUAAGCCCAAACCUGAUGUGAUUGCAUAUUGCUACAGAAUGCUGUGGUAGCCAUGCUGGUUAAGUGUGCCUUGAAUUCUAAAUAAAUCACUGACCGUGUCACCAGCAAAGCACCAUCACACCACCUCCUCCAUGCUUCAUGGUGGGAACCACACAUGCGGAGAUCAUCCGUUCACCUACUCUGCGUCACAAAGACACACGGUUGGAACCAAAAAUUUCAAAUUUGGACAGAUUUCUACCGUUCUAAGGUCAAUGUCAGCAUUUGUUAAUUGAAAUGCAUUCCAUGUGACUCCAUGAAGCUGGUUGAGAGAAUGCCAAAAAUGUGCAAAGCUGUCAUCAAGGCAAAGGGUGGCUACUUUGCAGAAUCUGACAUAUAAAGUAUUUUGAUAUCACUCUUUUUUUGGGGGGGGGGGGGGGAUACUACAUGAUUCCAUGUGUGUUUUUCAUAGUUUUGAUGUCUUUCUUCACUAUUAUUCUACAAUGUAGAAAAUAGUAAAAAAUAAAAACCCUUGGACACACCUACUCAUACACACAGUACAAGUCAAUAGUUUGAAUGUGUGUAUAGUGUUGGUUUCAUGAGCCGAAAUAAAAGAUCCCAGCAAUUUUCCAUAUGCACAAAAAGCUUAUUUCUCCAAUUUUGUGCACAACUUUGUUUACAUCCCUGUUAGUGAGCACUUCUCCUUUGCCAAGAUAAUCCAUCCACCUGACAGAUGUGGCAUAUCAAGAAGCUGAUUUAAACAGCAUGAUCAUUUCACAGGUGCACCUUGUGCUGGGGACAAUAAAAGGCCACUUAAAUGUGGAGUUUUGUCACACAACACAAUGCCACAGAAGGCUGCUCAUCAUGAUUGGAUGCAGAGGUAGCAUCAGUCUUGUCCAGUGGUCUUUGAAUUAACAGCAUCUUCACUGAUCUAUAUGGAUGUUGGUCUGUCUCUUUUAGGAUGAAUCUAGUUGACCAGUGCUUGUGGCUUUACUCAGCCCGUCCAGGUUGCUUGUGGAUCUGAUGAUGGUUCAUAGUAUGUGGGGCCAUGUGGUGGGUGAGAUGGGGCUUUGGACGGAAGUACCACUCCCAAGAUGCCACCAACCCAUUCAUGACUUCACCUUUUUGUUUUUCAGACACUAUUUUUGUUUGUGUCUUGUUAAGAGACUUGCUUUUAGUUCUAAAUAAAUUGUAGAUAAAAAGAUGCACUGUUGGAAUUGUGUGCAUUCUUUACUGUAUUUCAACAAUUAUUUUGAUCAAAUACAUUUUAAUUUUGUACCAUACUUUGUAUCCAUCAAGUGAAGGGUGGUUUUAUAGAAUAAUAAACUAUGCAGGUUCUCGUG